AGGCUGCCGGUGUUUCUGUCAAAGGACAGCAGGAAGACAGCUGUUCACAUGCAACGCAGUCGAGCGCCCUUGACAAAGGACGCGUCCCGUGUGGAGCUGGGCGUUUCGGGAGGCUUCCAGAGCAAAGACCUUGUUCACAUUAAACCCAAGGGACUGUCACUGAUAGACACCGGCUGGGACUCUCCUGCUUGUAAGUGAAGGCAGUUUGAGCAGAACCAAGCGGCCAUGGCCCCACGCAAGCGUCACGCCCGAGGCCUUUCCUUCGUCCUCUGCUGCUUUCAUUCCAACGACCACCCGGAGAUCACCUACCGCUUGCGACAGGACAGCGACCCCAUCCUGCAGGCCCUGGAGCCCAACCUGCCCAUGCCGCCUAGUGAGGAAGAGCUGGACGGCAUGUUUUCUGAGCUGGUGGAUGAGCUGGAUCUCACAGACAAACACCGAGAAGCCAUGUUUGCCCUCCCAACUGAAAAGAAGUGGCAGAUAUACUGCAGCAAGAAGAAGGAGCAGGAGGAACAUAAAGGAGCGACCAGCUGGCCUGAGUACUACAUUGACCAGCUUAACACCAUGGCUGCUAGGAAGAGUCUGUUCACUCUUGAAAACGAAGAUGUAGAGGAGAGAAAGAAGACCAUUGAAAACCUGAGGACAGCUUUGCGGACACAACCCAUGAGGUUUGUGACCAGGUUCAUUGACCUUGAUGGUCUGACCUGCGUCCUGAACUUCCUAAAAAGCAUGGACUACGAAAUCGCGGAGUCGCACAUCCACACCUCGCUGAUAGGCUGCAUAAAGGCAUUGAUGAACAACUCCCAGGGCCGUGCCCACGUGCUCGCCCAUCCGGAGAGCAUCAACAUCAUUGCUCGGAGCCUGAGUACGGAGAACGUCAAGACCAAGGUGGCGGUGCUGGAGAUCUUGGGAGCUGUCUGCCUGGUGCCCGGUGGCCACAGGAAGGUCCUGGAGGCCAUGCUGCAUUUCCAGAAGUUUGCUUAUGAGAGAACACGCUUCCAGACUCUGCUCAACGACCUCGAUAGGAGCAUCGGCCGGUACAGGGAUGAGGUGAACCUGAAAACGGCCAUCAUGUCCUUCAUCAACGCUGUGCUGAGCCAGGGAGCUGGAGAGGCCAGCUUGGAGUUCCGUGCCCACCUGCGAUACGAGUUCCUCAUGCUGGGCAUCCAGCCCAUUAUAGAUAAACUUCGUUCUCACGAAAAUUCUACACUUGAUCGGCAUUUGGAUUACUUCGAGAUGCUGAGAAACGAUGACGAGCUCGCGUUAUCGAAACGUUUCGAUGCCGUGCACGUCGACACCAAAAGUGCGACUCAAAUGUUCGACGUCAUCAAAAAGAAGAUGAGUCACACGGAUGCUUAUCCCCACUUUCUCUCCAUCUUACAACACUGUCUUCUCAUGCCUCAUAAGAGGUGUGGGAACACGGUGCAGUACUGGCUGCUCCUGGACCGCAUCAUGCAGCAGAUGGUCCUGCAGAACGACAAGGGUCACGACCCUGAUGUUACGCCGUUGGAGAACUUCAACAUUAAGAAUGUGGUUCGAAUGCUGGUCAAUGAAAAUGAGGUGAAACAGUGGAAAGAGCAGGCGGAGAAAAUGCGGAAAGAGCACCAGGAGCUGCAAGUGAAGCUGGAGAAGAAGGAGAGGGAGUGUGACGCCAAGACGCAGGAGAAGGAAGAAAUGAUGCAGACACUCAACAAAAUGAAGGAAAAGUUGGAGAAGGAGACCAGCGAACACAGGGUGGUCAAGCAGCAGGUGGCUGAUCUCUCAUCCCAGUUGCAAAAUCUCUGCACGAGGCAGCACAUCGUGAUUCCCGGUGGACCUCCCCUUAUCUCAACUGCUCCAGGAGCCCCCACGCCAGUACCCCCACCUCUUCCUCCUCCAAGCGGGAUACCACCUCCACCUCCACCUGGUGGUGUACCGCCCCCACCUCCGCCCCCUCCGCCCCCUCCAGGUGGACCCCCACCUCCUCCUACUUGUCCACCACCCUUUGGUGUCACCAUUCCACCUGGCGCACCCACAAAGCCUGCUCUCCAGAAGAAGAACACACCCCAGCCCUCCAACCCCCUGAAAUCCUUCAACUGGGCCAAGCUCUCUGAGAAUAAACUUGAGGGCACAGUUUGGGCUGAAGUUGAUGACCAAAAGGUUUUCAAAGUCCUUGACUUGGACGAUAUUGAGAAGACUUUCUCUGCCUACCAGAGGCAGCAGGAUUUCUUACUGCUCAGUAACAGCAAACAGAAAGAGGCUGAAGAAGACCCUGUGUACUCUAAAAAAAUGAAAGAACUGUCUGUCAUUGAUGGCCGCAGAGCCCAAAACUGCAACAUACUUCUCUCUCGGUUGAAGCUUUCCAAUGAAGAGAUAAAGAGGGCCAUAUUGACCAUGGAUGAGCAAGAAGAUCUCCCAAAAGACAUGCUUGAACAGAUGCUGAAGUUUGUCCCUGAAAAGAGUGAUGUGGACCUUCUGGAGGAGCACAAGCAUGAGCUGGACCGCAUGGCCAAAGCUGACCGCUUCCUUUUUGAAAUGAGCAGAAUUAAGCACUAUCAACAAAGACUGCAAGCACUAUACUUCAAAAAGAAGUUUAUGGAGAGGAUUGCUGAAAUGAAGCCAAAAAUUGAAGCUCUGACUAAGGCCUCCAAGCAAGUCCUGCACAGUCACAACCUACAGCAGCUUUUGGAGGUUGUGCUGGCCUUUGGUAACUACAUGAACAAGGGUCAAAGGGGCAAUGCUUAUGGCUUCAAGGUGUCGUCGCUCAACAAGAUUGCCGACACCAAAUCCAGCAUCGACAAGAACAUCACUCUGUUGCACUAUCUGAUCACCAUCCUGGAGAAGAAGUAUCCCAAAGUCCUGCUUUUCCAAGGCGACCUUCAUAAUGUGGCGGAGGCUGCUAAAGUCAGCAUGACUGAGCUGGAAAAAGAGAUGAACAAUCUGCGAAGUGGGCUGAGCAAUGUGGAGAGUGAGCUGGAGUUCCAGAAGAAACAGACACCAGAAUCAGGGGACAAGUUUGUGUCUGUGGUCAGUCAGUUUGUCACUGUGGCAAGUUUCAGCUUCUCCGACGUAGAGGAUUCGCUUCAAGAAGCCAAAGAUUUGUACCUUCGGGCCUUAAGGCACUUUGGUGAGGAUGAUGGAAAGAUGCAGCCGGAUGAAUUCUUUGGUAUCUUCGACCAGUUCCUUCAAUCCUUUGCAGAGGCCAAGCAGGAGAACGAAAAUUUGCGGCGGCGCAAAGAGGAGGAACAGCGGCGAGCACAAAUGGAGGCCCAGCUGAAGGAGCAACGGGAAAAGGAAAGAAAGGCCCGCAAGGCAAGGGAGAAUGGUGAGGAGGAUGGCGAAUUCGAUGACCUAGUCUCUGCACUGCGCUCUGGUGAAGUUUUCGACAAGGAUCUGUCAAAGAUGAAGCGUAAUCGUAAGCGCAUCAACAACCAGAUGACGGAGAUGGGCAGCAGGGAGAGACCAGUCACCAAGCUGAACUUCUAAAACAAUGUCCGUCCAUGCCUGGCCAAAUCACAUGUGUCUGCUGAGGUCAACUCUACUGAGACUGCUGUCUUUUACUCUACGCCUUUCCAUUUUGUGUAUCUAAAAGCAAACUGAACCAUAAACAUUCUGGUACACCAUCCAAGGGUGUCUUUCCUCAUACCCUACGCUUCUGAAAUUGGCUUUGGACCACUGCGACCAUGCAUUGGACAAGCAGUUGAGAGGAAAACAAAUAUAACACACAUAUACACGCUGAAGAAGCACAACAUUACAGCCAUUUAUAUCAAGGUAAAGCUUCAAUAUGCACAAAAAAUCCUCAAAAAAGAUGGACAUAAUGA
Messenger RNA from Scleropages formosus (Asian bonytongue), 3800 nucleotides. Its product is annotated as disheveled-associated activator of morphogenesis 1-like. Lineage: Eukaryota; Metazoa; Chordata; Actinopteri; Osteoglossiformes; Osteoglossidae. Gene Ontology annotation, biological process: actin cytoskeleton organization. Bases 226 to 3465 code for a protein of 1079 amino acids. The transcript has 26 exons. Gene Ontology annotation, molecular function: small GTPase binding; actin binding. Gene Ontology annotation, cellular component: stress fiber. The record is from RefSeq and is a predicted model, not a curated record.